AUGCCGAGCGUAGAUGCAGAGUAUUUGUACUGGGAGAUGAUGCGAGUCGCCCAAAGGCCCGAUCCAUACAUGUUUGCCGCACUACAGAAAUUAAAGGACUCCGGGCUGUUCAUUAUGGGUGCUCUGUCAAAUACCACCAUUAUACCCAAUGAGACAAGCAAGCUUGACAAGACGCCUGACCAUGCGGGCGAGCAAGUGAAGCGAUUCUUCGACUUUUUCAUCUCCAGCGCGCACACGGGGUUGCGCAAACCGGACCCCAGAAUUUACGAGCUAGCCUUACGGGAGAUUAACGAUGCUAGGAAGGCUAAAGGGAUAGAAGGAGGGGAUAUUCGGGCGGAAGAAGUGGUGUUUUUGGAUGAUAUCGGGGUGAAUCUGAAAUGGGCGAAGAAGGCUGGGAUGGGCACGAUCAAGGUCGAUUUGGGGCGCACAAGAGAGGCAGUGAAAGAGCUGGAGAGACGAACGGGCUUGACUUUACUGGAAAGCAAGCCGAUGAUAUAG
Trichophyton rubrum CBS 118892 is the source of this 498-nucleotide messenger RNA. RefSeq lists its product as uncharacterized. The record is from RefSeq and is a predicted model, not a curated record. Bases 1 to 498 code for a protein of 165 amino acids. NCBI's taxonomy places the organism in Eukaryota, Fungi, Ascomycota, Eurotiomycetes, Onygenales, Arthrodermataceae. The transcript has a single exon.